Chara braunii is the source of this 1278-nucleotide messenger RNA. The record is from the annotation of a GenBank genome assembly. Lineage: Eukaryota; Viridiplantae; Streptophyta; Charophyceae; Charales; Characeae.
GCGUUUUCCCUCCCACCCACCCCUUUGCCUGCAUUCCCGGUUUGGUAUAGUGCCACGUUAGCAACAGUGCCAUGUCAGCAGUGCCAUGUCAGAACAGUGUCACGUCAGCAGUGCCACAGUGCCACGCCAGCAGUACCACAGUGCACGUCAGAAGUGCCCCGCCACCAUGACGGGCUCAGCUCUGGGCAUGCCAGGCCAACUGGCCAAUGAGUCCAUUGCCGAGUACCGACAGCGUUUCGAAGCACUGAUCGAGGCUGAGGAACAGCGCCAGGCGGCGGCCGAGGCUGCCUGCCUACAAGCUGAGGCGGCGGCCGAGGCUGCCUGCCUACAAGCUGAGGCGGCGGCAACAGUUGAAAAGCAGCGGCUUCAAGCCGAAGCCGAAGCAGACACCCAGGCACGGAGCAAGGAGGCCCAGGAUCUGACUUGGAGCAAUCUGCACCAAGACCAGAUGCUGGCGAGUCCAGAAGUGCACCCUCUACCCGCCAAUUGGAGGAACGAGUUGACCACGUCGCUCGGCGACAUCAGCACCUUCGCUGCACCAGCCACCAUCAGCAAGCAGCUGGACACCUUGAAGACCGAGGUUCAACAACUGCACCAGCUGCCCAACAAGGAUGGCAACACCACGCAGCACUACAAGAUGCCGACAUUCCGCAUCGAAAAGUUCGAUGAUUAUACGCAUCAAGACCCGGUCCCCUGGUGGGAGGGCUUUACGACGGAACUUCGAAUUCUUUUCGUCCCCGAGCACUCGUACAUCGGCGCGUUGUUCCUCAACUCAAAGGGCGGAUGCCAGAUCUGGCUUAGCCACCUGGCAACCAUCCACGGCGUUGAUGUCGCCGAUCUGCACACGAAGAUACCUUGGGCAGAUCUGACGAAGCUAUGGAAGAAGCGGUUCAUCGUGGACGACGCCCCGACACUCGCCAUCAACCGUCUCUUCGCUAUGACGCAAGGCAACACAUUGACAUGCGACUGGCUCACGGAAUGGCAAAAGAUUGCGGCGACGCCGGAUCUCGAAUUGCCAUUUUCGCAUCUGCGUCGGGAGUUCUACAACCGGUCAUGUGCCGCCUUGAGCCUUGCACUUGGUGAUCGCGAGCAAUACGUGACCUUCGCCGAAAUCAUCGACAAGGCAGGGGAGAUCAUCAAGACCAAUAGGGCGGUUGCACACGAGAAGUCGGCAUGGUAGCCAACCUAUGUGGAGAAAGGAAAAUUUGGUCCGCGUCAGCAGCAUGUCGCUGCAGUCCACACGGACAACAUUGUGGAAGAUCCGGCAGCCACCCAAGC